Saimiri boliviensis boliviensis (Bolivian squirrel monkey) is the source of this 2444-nucleotide messenger RNA. The record is from RefSeq and is a predicted model, not a curated record. Lineage: Eukaryota; Metazoa; Chordata; Mammalia; Primates; Cebidae.
AUGUUAUAUUCCCGGAGAGGAAGUCUGGGAUCCCCGCUCCUGCUGCUCUGGCUUCUCACCUACUGGAAGGCAGGGAGCGGCCAGCUCCAUUACUCGAUCCCGGAGGAAGCAAAACACGGCACCUUCGUGGGCCGCAUCGCGCAGGACCUGGGGCUGGAGCUGGCGGAGCUGGUGCCGCGCCUGUUCCGGGUGGCGUCCAAGACACACGGGGACCUUCUGGAGGUAAAUCUGCAGAAUGGCAUUUUGUUUGUAAAUUCUCGGAUCGAUCGCGAGGAGCUGUGCGGGCGGAGCGCGGAGUGCAGCAUCCACCUGGAGGUGAUCGUGGACAGGCCGCUGCAGGUUUUCCAUGUGGACGUGGAAGUGAAGGACAUUAAUGACAAUCCGCCCAGGUUCUCCAGACAAGAACAAAGACUGUUCAUUUUAGAGUCAAGAAUGCCAGAAUCGCGGUUUCCGGUAGAGGGCGCGUCGGAUUUGGAUAUCGGAGCAAAUGCCCAAUUGAGAUACAGGUUAAAUCCUAAUGAGUAUUUUGACUUAGAUGUUAAAACGAAUGAAGAAGAAACGAACUUUUUAGAGCUAGUUUUGAGGAAGUCUUUAGAUAGAGAAGAAACACAAGAACAUCGUUUAUUAGUGAUUGCAACUGAUAGAGGAAAACCUGAACUAACAGGUACAGUUCAGUUGUUGAUCAACGUAUUGGAUGCGAAUGAUAACGCCCCGGAAUUUGAUAAAUCAAUUUAUAAUGUCAGAUUGUUGGAAAAUGCACCACGUGGGACAUUAGUUAUUAAACUGAACGCCUCAGAUGCAGAUGAGGGCAUCAAUAAGGAAAUAGUGUAUUUCUUUAGUAAUCUUGUUCUUGACGAUGUAAAGUCUAAAUUUAUAAUUAAUUCCAAUACCGGUGAAAUAAAAGUUAAGGAGGAACUGGAUUAUGAAGACCGUAACUCAUAUGAAAUUAAUAUUGAUGCCACGGAUAAAAGUGCAUUUCCAUUAACAGGACACUGUAAAGUAGUAGUGAAACUCCUGGAUGUGAAUGAUAAUACCCCAGAGAUGGCCAUAACCUCCCUUUUCCUGCCUGUCAAAGAGGACGCUCCACUCAGCACGGUCAUUGCUCUUAUCACCGUGUCUGACCGUGACUCAGGUGCCAACGGGCAGGUGACCUGCUCCCUAAUGCCCCACGUGCCCUUCAAACUGGUGUCCACCUACAAGAAUUACUACUUAUUGGUGCUGGACAGCGCCCUGGAUCGCGAGAGCGUGUCGACCUAUGAGCUGGUGGUGACCGCGCGGGACGGAGGCUCGCCUUCGCUGUGGGCCACGGCCAGCGUGUCCGUGGAGGUGGCCGACGUGAACGACAAUGCGCCGGAGUUCGCGCAGCCCGAGUACACGGUGUUCGUGAAGGAGAACAACCCGCCGGGCUGCCACAUCUUCACUGUGUCGUCGCAGGACGCGGACGCGCAGGAGAACGCGCUGGUGUCCUACUCGCUGGUGGAGCGGCGGGUGGGCGAUCGCGCGCUGUCGAGCUACGUGUCGGUGCACGCGGAGAGCGGCAAGGUGUACGCGCUGCAGCCGCUGGACCACGAGGAGCUGGAGCUGCUGCAGUUCCAGGUGAGCGCGCACGACGCGGGCGUGCCGCCUCUGGGCAGCAACGUGACGCUGCAGGUGUUCGUGCUGGACGAGAACGAUAACGCGCCGGCAGUGCUGGCGCCUCGGGUGGGUGGCAUUGGCGGCGUAGUGAGCGAGCUGGUACCGCGGUCAGUGGGUGCGGGCCACGUGGUGGCGAAGGUGCGCGCAGUGGACCCCGACUCAGGCUAUAACGCUUGGCUUUCGUAUGAGCUGCAGCCCCCGUCUGGCAGUGCGCGGAUUCCGUUCCGCGUGGGGCUGUACACCGGUGAGAUCAGCACAGCACGCCCUCUGGAUGAGACCGAAGCACCUCGCCACCACCUUCUGGUGCUGGUGAAGGACCAUGGAGAGCCUGCGCUGACAGCCACAGCAACAGUGCUGGUGUCGCUAGUGGAAAGUGGCCAGGCACAGAAAGCCUCAUCACGGGCGUCCGAGGGAGCUGUGGGUCCCGAGGCUGCGCUGGUGGAUGUGAACGUGUAUCUGAUCAUCGCCAUCUGCGCGGUGUCCAGCCUGCUGGUACUCACGCUGCUGCUGUACACCGCAUUUCGGUGCUCGGCGCCACCCACUGAGGUCGUGUGUACACGGGACAAGCCCACGCUAGUGUGCUCCAGUGCGGUGGGGAGCUGGUCGUACUCGCAGCAGAGGAGGCAGAGGGUGUGCUCUGGGGAAGGCCCACCCAAGACUGACCUCAUGGCCUUCAGUCCAAGCCUUCCUCAGGAUCCCACCUCUACAGAAAACGUGAGUUUUCUAAUAUUAACAUCCCACUUUCCUUCCCAAUUUUUAAAUAUUAAAUAUCACAGUCCCACAUUUUCUUUUGUUUUUUAAAAAUUAUG